AUGUCCCACACCAUCCUGAUCACCGGAGCCUCAGGCUACCUAGGUGGCACGCUGCUCGCGCAGUGGUCGCAGGCCUCACUGCCGCCGUACAAGCGGCUCUUGGCGUUGGUGCGCACGGAUGAGCAAGCUGCAGCGGUGCAGAGAGAGUACGGCGGCGGCGCUGUGGGAGCGGAGCCCAUCAUUUUCAACACCAAGGACGAAGCGGCCGUGCACAGAGCCGUGGUCGACAAUAGCAUCACGAUCGUUUUUUUCUUGAUCGACGCCAUGACGGCGACGGCGCAGGGGUACUUCAUCAGUGCGCUGGCUGAGGUGAAGCGGAGGACGGGGCUGGAUGUUCACUUUUUGCAUACCAGCGGCGCAAAGAUCUUCUCCAGCCAUGCCGGCGCGCCGACAGACCGACCGCUCCUGGACACGCAGGAGGAUCUGUACGAGAUCCAGAAGGCGCAGAAGCCGGCCAUCCCGCUGAUACAGUCGGCCGUCGACACCAACAAUAAGGUCAUCGAACAAGCCGAGUCGCUCGGCGUGCCCAGCUAUAUCUUUGUGCCUUGCAUAGUGUACGGCCGAGGCGAAGGAUUCGGGAACCGCAUCUCGAUCCAGACGGUCGCGAUCGUGCAGGCUGCACGGGCCUUGCGGCGCGUGUAUAGCGUCGACAAGGGACGUCCCUCCUGGCCCGUCUGCCACGUCUACGACAACACAACGCUCUACCUCGCUCUCCUGCGUGCGAUCCUAAAAGGUGAGAAACCCGGGAGCGGGAAGCACGGCUACUACCUCGCCUCGUCCGGACACGUGGCGUGGGAAGACCUGUACGCGGCCAUAGCCGGGGCGUUGGCCAAGCGCGGCGCGGUCGACGACGAGACGGUCCAGCCCGCGACGGAGCAGACGCUCGAGAGAAUGGGCAAGGCGCUGGGCUGCCCCAAGGAAUUGGUGGCGUUGCAGCUUGGUGGACGAUGCACAUUCACCCCUCGUCACGGCGCGGAGGACCUGGGCUGGAAAGCAAAAUUCCCGGCGGAGCAUAUCCUCGUGACGGCGGGGGAGGAAGUCGACUUGAUCCUCGAGAAUUUGAGUUUGGGAGACGGAGUGAGACCCUAG
Messenger RNA from Fonsecaea multimorphosa CBS 102226, 1089 nucleotides. RefSeq lists its product as uncharacterized. Lineage: Eukaryota; Fungi; Ascomycota; Eurotiomycetes; Chaetothyriales; Herpotrichiellaceae. The transcript is spliced from 6 exons. The record is from RefSeq and is a predicted model, not a curated record. Bases 1 to 1089 code for a protein of 362 amino acids.